UGCAGCUGUUUCAGGACUCAUAAAGUUUGCGUUGGUGGUUUGCAGAACUUUUCAGCAUACUGCUCCUUUAAAACAACUUUCCUUUUCAUCAACUUGAUUUAUUUUUUUUAUUGAACUCUGGGGUCGAUUAGAACAGAACUUGAGUGCGGAAUGGCUGAACUGGUGCGAAUUCGAAAGAAAAGACUCCAAAUACCUAUCUCUAGGCUGAGAAGCAUGCUAAAGCAGAUUGAGGAGAAGGAUGUCGAUUUUGAAGAAAUCAAACAAAAUUUGGAUUUCACGGCAUCGUUACUGGAGGCAGUAUAUCUCGAUGGACCGAGACAAUGUCUGGAGUCAGAGGACGAUCUUCAGCAGCUGCAGUCAGAUGGGGUGCCAUCAGAGGUCACUGACUGGCUGGCGUCCACCUUCACCCGGAGGAUUCGACGGCCUUUGAGACGUUCAGAUGAGAAGCCCAAGUUUCGCAGCAUUGUGCAUGCAGUGCAGGCAGGCAUAUUUGUGGAGAGGAUGUUCAAGAGGGCCUACACAGCAACUAUGCCAGACCAACCUGAGGCAGUCGUAAACUGCCUUAGGGAUGUGGACCGUUGGAGCUUUGAUGUUUUUGCUCUGAACUCCGCUAGCUCUGAUCACGCACUACAAACUCUGUUCUUUGAACUGAUCACAAGAUAUGACCUCAACAGCCGCUUUAAGAUUCCCAUCUCAUGCCUGACUGAAUUCCUAUCUGCCCUGGAAAAAGGAUACUGCAAAUAUAAUAAUCCAUAUCACAACCUCGUUCAUGCAGCUGAUGUGACUCAGACUAUGCACUGUCUGCUGCUGCGCUCCGGACUCGUGCACUGGCUGACAGAGCUUGAAGUGAUGGCAUCCCUGUUUGCUGCAGCCAUUCACGACUUUGAACACACUGGAACCACAAAUAACUUUCACAUCCACACAAGGUCAGAAUUUGCUCUGAUUUACAACGACAGAUCUGUGCAGGAAAGUCAUCACCUAAGUGCAGCAUUUCACCUGCUGCAGGACGACCAGAUGAACAUCUUCAUUAAUUUGACACGAGAAGAGUGGAUGGAGAUGCGAUCACUUGUUAUAGAGAUGGUUUUGGCCACUGACAUGUCCUCCCACCUAUUUCAAGUAAAAGCAAUGAAAUCCUGUCUACAACAACAAGAGCGGAUGGAUAAGCCCAAAGCGUUGUCUUUGUUACUCCACACGGCUGACAUCAGCCAUCCAUCCAAGCCCUGGGCCCUGCACUCUCGCUGGACCAAAGCCUUAAUGGAGGAGUUUUUCAGGCAGGGCGAUAGAGAGGCGGAGCUCGGCCUUCCCUUCUCUCCACUGUGUGAUCGAAAAAGUACCUUAGUAGCUGAGUCCCAGAUAGGUUUCAUUGACUUCAUUGUGUAUCCUACAUUUUCCCUGUUGACGGACAUGGCAGAGAAAAUUGUUAUUCCUUUGGUGGAGGAAAACCCAGGUCCUCCAGAUCCCUGCAACAGACACAGUAAUCUCUGGAAGGAAAGCUCCAGGGGUCUGCAGUGGAGUCUGGCACACAUCACAGCUGAGCUGGUGAGCUUUCGCUCGACUUGGACUCGACACACAGAAGACAACAAGCUCAAAUGGAAAGAGAGUGGCUCAAAUGGAUUUUCUGACUCCAGCGUUACAAAAGAACAACGAUCCAUGGAGGAGGAGAGGUCAGAAAAAUCUCUACAAGACAGCAGUGAAAAUACAGAACAGUAGAAGGGACUUUCUUAUGAUUUGGGCUUGUUACCGAGAAUUUCUACAUUGUUAAACUGAGGCUGGGAAUCACUUUUUGUAACAAAACCACACAUUUUUUUUUGUUAUAAUGUGUGACAGAGAAGGAGGUAUGAUUAGACUUAAGAUCAUCUUCCAAAGGUAAGAUGAUGUGCAAUACAUACUAUGUCAUUAUGUCUUAUUUUAAGAGUAAGUAGUACACCACAGUAAUUUAAAUGGAAAGUCGACAUGCUGGUCAUGUCAUUUAGUUGUCAGACGUUUUAAUUUAAAUUUCCACUUAAACACAACAGAAACUUUUUCCAGUUGUAGUUAUAGAACUACACAGACAUAUUUAUCCUGCAUUAAACUCUAAACAUACAACAUUUUGACUUAUGUGACUUAUUUAAGAUUUUGUACGGGGGCUGAGUGCAGUAUUUUUACUUAUUUUGCAAAAGUUUCCAGAUUUAUAAUGCAUGGUUUUAAAUUCUGGCCUUUUACUUUUUAUAUAUUUCUAGCAUUUAAAUUGGUGGUUUGCAAAUAUUUGUCUGAGGUAAUCAUGUGGAGGUAUUUGGUGCAAAGUAUUUGUACCUUGUAACUGUGAAGUCACAUAGAACUGGGUUUGAAUAAUUCUAUUAGUGUAGGACAAUUUAGUCCAGGUUUGAAGAGUCAAAACUUUGUAGUUUUGACACUUCAAAGUUUUGACUUUGUAGUUAAAACAGUGUUUUUAAAUACACUCAAUGUAUAAUCAGGUGGAAUCACCAUUUAGCCAUUUCCCAAGGCGGACUAAAACCAGAAGCCACCUUCAACUUCGCAUGACUCUGUAUGGUUCCGAGAGGCCUCUCUGUUCUGUUAAAUAAACAUCUAAUAAAUAUUUAUCCAUAAAACUCCUGCAUAAACUCCUAAAGAGUUUAUGCAAUGUUUGGUGAUUUAAUAUGUGCUGAAAGGCCGAUGAAUGGCUGCAAGAUGCCAACAAUACUCUCAGUCCCCACAAUCUUAAGCAAGGUGUUUUUACAGUUUGUUAAUACUGAGUCCAACAACGCCUCCUGCUGUAUGGGCAUAUUAAUUACCCACAAGUCACAUAUAUUUGCUCCACUAUCAACAUUACAAAUGUAGCAAAAUUGACUUUCACUUCAGAAUUUAAAGGGGCAGCUGGUGUUUUUUAAUAAGCUAAACACCUUUUCUGAUUCAAAGUUUACAGAUCCAUUCUGGUUCAGUGGUUUACAUGAUUGUCAAAUAGAAAGAGAUUUAUUUUCUAGAUUUGCUAAAAACUCACAGGCUUGCUGUUAAAGCCAGGGCUCUGGGUGGGCCAUUCCAAAAAUAAGUUACUUUGGCUGAUUUGUAAAGAUAAUUUUUUAACUUAAAUCUGACGGGGGAAUAUAUAUACAUUCUAAUCCUGCCCCAGGAGUCUCUAUUAGUGGCUUCAUCUGGGAGAGAAACAAAGCUAAACUGAGCCAGUUGUUAAACUUAGGGGAUGGAAAUCAGAUACUUAUAGUUAGUGGCUGCAAUUGGUUUUUCACUGGGCUUUCCCAAAGGAUUGGCAAGGGUAAACACAGGACGACAGGCAAUAUUUUUUUCAGAGAGAAAUUUAAGCAAUUGGCAACCAUAGCUCUGCUGCUUUGGCUGCUCCAUAAAAGUGCCAUAGCUAUUCGGAAAUGUUGAGCAAGUUGCAACUUCUAUGAAGAGCAAAAACAAAAAAAACAAAAAAA
Molecule: messenger RNA, 3410 nt
Organism: Xiphophorus couchianus (Monterrey platyfish)
Lineage: Eukaryota; Metazoa; Chordata; Actinopteri; Cyprinodontiformes; Poeciliidae
Product: calcium/calmodulin-dependent 3',5'-cyclic nucleotide phosphodiesterase 1B
Exons: 14
Coding region: 151-1710 (519 amino acids)
Biological process (GO): signal transduction
Molecular function (GO): 3',5'-cyclic-nucleotide phosphodiesterase activity
Source: RefSeq, a predicted model, not a curated record